Gigantopelta aegis is the source of this 959-nucleotide messenger RNA. Its product is annotated as CD63 antigen-like. Lineage: Eukaryota; Metazoa; Mollusca; Gastropoda; Neomphalida; Peltospiridae. Gene Ontology annotation, cellular component: membrane. The transcript has 3 exons. The record is from RefSeq and is a predicted model, not a curated record. Bases 16 to 396 code for a protein of 126 amino acids.
CCUUUCCUUUAAACCAUGUUUCUAUUGGGAUCUUCUAAAUGUUUUACCUUUGUUCCGCAGUUCGAGUGCUGCGGUAUCGACACCUAUAAGGACUUCAAGAACGCUACAGCGUGGACCAACAAAACAACGGUUCCUGUCACGUGCUGUGUUCUCACAGACAGGGAUAAAUUCCUGAACGGCGACAACACGGCAACACCUAAAGACUCGUUUUGUCCAGUCACGCCUACAAGUACAAAUUCCUAUAUGCAGAUGCCAUGCUAUCCGAAAAUCAGAAGCUGGCUCGUUCACAAGUCGGUCAUUGUCAUUGGAAUUGCCUUCGCCAUUGCCGCUCUGGAGAUCUUUGGAAUCAUCUUCGCUUGCUGUCUUAUGAGAACCAUCGGUCAACAGAAGGACUGAGAUCCAUGGUGUGCAUAUAUCUCUACACGAUGGGGUGGGGUGGGGUGGAGGAGACUCAAGGAAGUGGGGGUGGGGGCGGCGGCGACCUCCACAAUAUUUAGGACAACUUUACAUAAUGGCUAAUGACUAAUGGCUCGAUCUAUAGUUUAUAGAUACAAAUUUUGACCAUUGCAAAUAUAUAUAUAUAUAUAUAUAUAUAUAUAUAUAUAUAUAUAUAUAUAUAUAUAUAUAUAUAUAUAAAUAUAUAUAUAUAUAAAUAUAUAAACUAUACAAAACCCGCCCCCACCCUUCCUCCCUUGGCGCUGAUAACCCCUAUAUGUAUAUGCCAACUUGUUCUCAUCAUUUUGUAUAUUAUAUAUCAUAAUGGAACAAUACAGAACAAAAACCUGUUACUUUGACCUAAUUCUUAUUUUAGCCUGCUUUCCAUAAAAUCGGUAAUAAACGCAGACCGACGCAGAUCGGCGAACAUCAAAGAAAUAUUUUAUGACAACUUUCGCAGACGGUCAGGGUCGGACGGAUCCUUCGUAGCUCUGACGCAGUGGUCUGCUACUAUGUUCCCAUUU